This is a messenger RNA of Ceraceosorus guamensis, 828 nucleotides long. Its product is annotated as CMD-domain-containing protein. The transcript is spliced from 3 exons. The coding region runs from base 211 to 711 and encodes 166 amino acids. Gene Ontology annotation, molecular function: peroxiredoxin activity. NCBI's taxonomy places the organism in Eukaryota, Fungi, Basidiomycota, Exobasidiomycetes, Ceraceosorales, Ceraceosoraceae. The record is from RefSeq and is a predicted model, not a curated record.
GAUUGGAUUCGUGAUUGCAUAUGCCCCUACACCUGUCAAUCGUCGCCUCAUGACUUUUUCCUCCACUCGUGACUUCUUGGACACUAUCGCUCUUCGUUCCCACGCGAGGAUCUUUGCAAGUCAUUGAAGCUGUUCACGACUCGAAGACGGCCGCUUUUGCACUGCUAUCAGCUCCCCUGCGACAGCGCUUGCGCUUACAGAAUAGGCAAAAUGUCAGGAAAGACCAGCAGCAGCAGCAGCUCUUCUCUCGCAAAGGGCAUCAACGCUCAGGACACGCAAGCCGAACUUCACCGCAAGGGCGAGUCGAACAGACGAGAAGUGAUGGGCUCCACAUUCGUCGAUCGCGCCCUAUCAUCCGCCUCGCCCUUCUCUUUGGCCAUUCAAGACUUUGCCACAACGCACGCUUGGGGCGCCGUCUGGGGUAGAGAGGGUUUAUCGCCUAGGGAUAGGUCCUUGCUCAACAUUGGUAUGCUCACUGCUUUGGACAAGCAAAACGAGCUGGCUGGUCAUGUCAGAGGCGCUCUAAACAAUGGAUUGGGGGAGAAGGAGAUUCAGGAAGCUCUGAUUCAGGCGACCAUCUAUUCUGGAAUGCCAGCUGGUAUGGCUGCCUUUCGCACAGCUGACACCGUCCUCAAAUCUUGGCGGGAGGACCAUGGUCUCAAGCCAGACGAGGUCAUUCCCGCCGCACCUCGAGGCAGACAAGGGGCAUGAAAUAUUCGUCAAGAGCAUGUCUGCCGCACAACGGGCGUGAGAGAGAGAGCCUGAUCAUUGGAAUCAAUCAUCAAGCUUGAACAGACAAACGCAAUUGGAUGAGAUUUCUCGCGAUGA